UUCCUCAGAAGUUUUGUCAGUUGCAGUGUGUAUGUGUGUCUGUGUAUGUAUGUCAUUGUGGGGGAUAACGGCGUGGGCGUAUGAAUUUAUUUAUGAGAGACCUUCUAAAUUAAAUUAUUUUGCACAAAAUAAUAUAAGGCAGCUUUGCUGAAACCACAGGAAAACAGCCGAGCCCACUCCUGGAGAAAGCAAGACUGUCACCAUGGUCGCCACAAGCACAUUAAAGACCAAAAGCAGCGAAUGUAUUUCGGAAUUGGUUGACCGAAGAUAUGACCAGGCUUGCAUCGAGAAAGAACUGGACUUCUGGGAUAACUGCUUGGCUGAACCCCAGAGGAAUGCAGAUGUCACUGAAGACAGAACCUGUCAACAGCUGGCCAAGAUGUUUGAAAACUGCCUGUCACGAGCCAAGAAGACGACGCUGCACUGCUCCUCUGUGCUGGUACCAGAGAAGCUCACGCGGAGAAUAGCUCGUGAGGUCCUGAGGCUGGCAUCCUGCGAGCCCUGCGGCUUGCGUGGCUGCGUCCUCUAUGUCCACCUGGAGCUGGACAAGGGCUGCAAGCGGCUGGAGCGCAUCGUGUAUGAUGCCACCGUGGUGCCCACAUUUGAACUAACUCUUGUGUUUAAGCAGGAUGGCACAGCCUGGCCCAGCCUACGGGACUUCCUUUUUAUGGGAACCUGCUUUGCCCCUACUUUUAGGCACGUACUUAAACUGAGUCCAGGUUUCCGGCUUGUCAAGAAAAAACUGUACUCCUCCUCGGCUGGUACCGUGAUAGAGGAGUGCUGAACUAUGGGAGGGAUUAUGGUGGGAUAUCAGGUUUCCUGUGGGUAUACGCACUUCUGCCCAAAUGUAAAUGACACUCCAGUGGUGUCAUAUUUUCUAGUGUUUUUGUACAAUACAGUUUGUCAGUUCAGAUUGGAACUUGGGAUGUAAAGUUGAAGCUUAUGCAUAAAUGAGCCUGAUAGUUCUGGGUUUGGCUUCAAUGUUUCUUAGUGCAUUUUUUAUCAGCAAAAUUGUAAUAUCCUGGAUGUUUUUUCUUUUUUCUAAUUAGAGCAUUUGUUGCUCAAACACAAUUUUAAAUUGUACAUUUUGCAGAUGAAUGUAAAACCAUGUUCAACAUGUUUGAGAGGGACAUACUGUGGGUACACUUUAGUAAAAGACACUAGCCACUUUGUUGAUGAAUCUGUGUGUUUCCAGAUACAUUGAAUGUGUUCGGCAGCAGUAAACACACUUGGGCUUGGAAUUAAAUCUUUGGGGGCCAUAUGUAGCUUGUUGUGUAAUGCUGUAUUUAGGGCUGCGGAUGUUUUUAAGACUGAAUGUCCUGUGAAGAAGCUGCUGUCAUGGUGUGGGUUUCUCACACUAGGGGAAUGUGGAUGCCUUAAAUGUCCUAGAAAUUUACCUUUUCUCACUUUGGAGCUUGUGUGUGUUUAAUGUACAAGUGUAAAUGUUUUAUUGCAUUUUUAUUUUUAUACCCCCUCCCCCAGGCACACCUUUUCAAUGCAGAGCCUUUGUAUAUUAUUAAAAGGAUGGAAAGCCCAAAUGUAUGUAAAGGCUUAUUUAAUUUUUAUGGAGGGAUGCAUUGAUGUAUUGGCCGAUAUUCGCCUUGUUGACUGCCAUCGGCAUUUCAGCUUUUACCCAAUGCAGUGGCUGAAUUUGAUUGGUCCUAUCAAUUUUGCGCUGGCUAAAUGUGUUCAUGUGCUUUGACUUGGACACAACAGUCCUUUUAGAAAACAUUUUUUUUUAUUAAAAUGUUUGUUUCCCUGGCUCACAAGGGGGAAUAAAUAAACCAUAACUAAACCCAUUAUCAGACAAAUCUUAAUUUUCAACAUGGGUGUCAGCCCAGAAUUGAACAAUUAGUGCAUUCCUGGAGACCUGCGAAGAGAUUGAGGUCCAGCCAGUAGCUUGACUUUUUUUUUUAAUGAAUUCCUUCAUUUUUAUUUUCUUAAUUGCCAUUUGACUUCCUGAAUUGAAUUAACUCGUUUUUGUCUAUUAGACAAUAAAAACAUUCAAACUUCAUUUUCCAUUUGUAGACUUGAUUCGGUGCAAUUUGUUCAAACAAGGUCAGGAUCCUGGAGCCAUGACUAAGCCUGGAGUGGGCAGCCAACAGUGGUACAAUGCAGGCUUUCUAAACUGGGACAACAAGAUCUCGACAAGAAUGUGAUGUUUAUUAUGCGAGGCCCUGGCUAGUAUGACAGAAGAAUUUUCAGCUUGACAUCAUAGACGCCACCAGCAGUCACUAUCAAACACCAGUAUAGGCAGAUUUUUUUUGCAUAUCUAAUUUUAGAAAAAACUAACAUUGGUAAUCACUCUAACAUUUAGAGACUUCGAUGAUUCAGUGACUGCUCUUGACACUGUUUUGUGAAUGUUUACACAUCAGUAUUAAUAUUUUAUCGAUCCCAUCUGCUCCUAAGGGGCUGUUGAGAAACAUCAGGUAAGAACACACAGUAAGUAGCUUGUGCAUAGGCACUGCUGUAGCUGUUUAUAUGAGCACAUCAGCUGCUUGUGCGAACCUGCAGAGUUUGUGUGACAUUUCUCUCACUGUCUUUAAUGGAGCUGUCUCCAUAGUGAUUUUGUGGGCCUCUGUUUGUCAGCUAUACAAAUGUGAUUCAGAUGAACUUACGAUUGUUGCACUUGUGUGGGACAUUUGUAGUAAUAUUUGUGCUUGUGACCUUCUCCAAUUCAGCCUCUCAUCUUUGUAAAUGCAUGAUUUGAGGCAGUAAGUAAGUAGGCUAUUGAUGUUGUGAUGUUCUACAUGUUGAUUGCAUAAAGGUUUUAUCACUUA
Messenger RNA from Centropristis striata (black sea bass), 2780 nucleotides. RefSeq names its product DNA damage-inducible transcript 4-like protein. The record is from RefSeq and is a predicted model, not a curated record. The transcript is spliced from 3 exons. Lineage: Eukaryota; Metazoa; Chordata; Actinopteri; Perciformes; Serranidae. Bases 203 to 784 code for a protein of 193 amino acids. Gene Ontology annotation, cellular component: cytoplasm. Gene Ontology annotation, biological process: negative regulation of signal transduction.